Molecule: messenger RNA, 1086 nt
Organism: Pleurotus ostreatus (oyster mushroom)
Lineage: Eukaryota; Fungi; Basidiomycota; Agaricomycetes; Agaricales; Pleurotaceae
Exons: 7
Coding region: 1-1086 (361 amino acids)
Molecular function (GO): dioxygenase activity
Source: RefSeq, a predicted model, not a curated record
AUGCCUGUGCCCACUAACACCAAUUCGAAACACGCCUUUCCUCCGUUUCCUGAUGAUGUCCCAACACACCCGCUCCUCAUCGUCGAUUACGCUUUGAUCAAAGCUGGCGAUGAGGCAGAGAAGAACAAGCUAUGGAAAGCAGGUACCAACCUAGGCUUCUGGUAUCUCAAGAAUCAUGAUGCUGAUGAAGAAGUGAAUGGAAUGUUUGACAUGGGUGCGGCCACUAUGGACCUUCCCUUGGAAGAGAAGCUCCAGUUCGAUCAAGGCGACUCCGGUCGGUCGGCAGGGUACAAAGCAAUUGGCGCAAAUGCCGUGGACGAAACAGGUCAAAAGGAUAACGUUGAGUUCAUCAAUGUUUCUCAGGACGAUGCAAUGGCAUGGCCUGAGAUAGCUCGACGGACCUACCCACGGACUGUAACUGCCGUGAUGGAUUCAGUCGUUCAGCCUUUCGUCAGGAAGUCUGCUGAGAUAAAUCUCACUUUGAUGGAUGUCUUCAACGAUAAGCUAGGCCUCCCUGAAGGUACGCUUAGGAGAAAGCACACGGGUGAAUUGAGUGGGAGCGAGACUAGAUGCAUCAAAAGCCCUCCGAAACCAGACUGGGAUGAGAAAACUGCGUCAUUGGGGGCACACACCGACUUUGGUUCUUUGUCCUUUCUGCACAACCGACAAGGAGGCUUGCAGGUGUUUGUGAAGGGCACGGACAAGUGGCAGUACAUCAAGCCGCUUCCUGGACAUGCAGUCUGCAAUCUAGGUGACGCGAUGGCUAUUUUCAGCGGAGGUAUCUUGCGGUCGAACCUCCACAGGGUGGUACCGCCACCAGGCGCUCAAGCAGCAUUCGAUCGUUGGUCCCUCGUUUUCUUCAGCCGGCCAGGCGACUCGGUGGUUCUCCGAGCUCUGAAAGAGGAUAGUCAACUCAUUGCAGAGGCCGCUGAGAAGAAUCAAAGGGAGAAUGGCACCAACUAUGAGACUCAGUCCACAGCCGCCGAUUGGUUCGCUCGACGGAUUAAAUAUCAGAGGGUUAAGAAUUACAAGGGACCCGAAUCUUGGCAGCAAAGUCGGGGGACGGAACACAAGCAGAGGGUUUGA